This is a messenger RNA of Penicillium bovifimosum, 399 nucleotides long. RefSeq lists its product as uncharacterized. The record is from RefSeq and is a predicted model, not a curated record. The coding region runs from base 1 to 399 and encodes 132 amino acids. Lineage: Eukaryota; Fungi; Ascomycota; Eurotiomycetes; Eurotiales; Aspergillaceae. The transcript is spliced from 2 exons.
AUGGCUGCUCCUAUGUCUACUUCCCUUCGUCCUCCUGUCGAUUUCUUCCCCUCCUUCAAGAAGGACGACCUCCUGGUACUCGCUGGCGAGUACCGGGCUGGUACGCUCCUGGAGUGGGACCAGCUCCGCCUGUUUGACGAGCUGCCCUGGGGGCCCGCGACACCGGACAUGUUCGUCCUGUCCUGGGAGCUCUCAGGGCUCCACAGCAACCUGGUCGUGGUCAUGGACUCGUGGUCCCAGGCACCGCAAAUGCCUGGAUCCUCCGGGUGUCUAGCUUACCGAUUACUCCUCGCACGGUCCCGCCUCCUCGAGCUCAUCGACUCCCGCCACCUGGUUGCAGCAAUGGCCCUCCAUUAUAAUAUGGGGGCCAGCAAGACAGCAACCGGUGGUGGCACCUAA